Molecule: messenger RNA, 1833 nt
Organism: Ogataea philodendri
Lineage: Eukaryota; Fungi; Ascomycota; Pichiomycetes; Pichiales; Pichiaceae
Exons: 1
Coding region: 1-1833 (610 amino acids)
Molecular function (GO): protein binding
Source: RefSeq, a predicted model, not a curated record
AUGUCUUACCAACGGUCUAUUCCAAGCAACAACAAUCACGCGAUUUCUGAGCGUGACCAUCUGGAUGAGCUGUUGGAUGCCGUCAAGAAAGAGUUCGACAGUCUCACCAGAGAAACAACAAUCUACAAAGACCAUCACCACGAUUAUGAGCUGAAGAUAAACCAGCAACACCAGGAGUUAACAGACAUCAGAAAUACGGUCUACGAGCUUGAGCAGGCUCAUAGAACCAUGAAAGAAGCGUACGAGAAGGAGAUUCUGAGAUUGAAACAGGACUUGGAAAACAGGGACAGACUUUUCCAACAGCAAUCUUUGCAACAGGCCCAGGCUCAGGCUCAGGCCCAAGCUCAGGUCAAAGCUCAGUCUCAGCAACACCCGCUUUUGGACAGACCUCAAAGCUCGUUCCCGCAAACACCGCAACAGCUUCCUCCUCCAAACCUCAGCGGUUCUCCAUCCGACUACAGGGGUGCAGCAUCGGGCUUUAACGGUGCCCUUCCCCAGAUCAGUGCCCAAGGUUCAGGGUCCAAGUCGGACUUGGCCCAGAACUCCCAACUGCCUCCACCACCUCCGGCAACCACCCAAGAGCAACAGGCUGCGUCGCAGUCGCAACAGUCGUCGGAGAAAGUGUCGGCUGCAGCUACUCCAGGCGGAACUCAAGCCGCACAGACUGCAGUUGUCAAGAGCGAGGCCGAAUCGAGCUACGCUGUCAGAGCUCAGCAUAACAAGCCGUUGCCAGCCUUUUUACAGGAUUUCGACUCAUAUGCCACGUUGCCAUACAAAAAACAGUUCAGCGAGUACUACCUUGUUUACAAUCCAAAUGUGCCAAAGAAAAUCGACACAUCCCUUGUCCACUCGUUCGAUCACACUUCGGUGGUUUGCUGUGUUCGGUUCUCGGCAGACGGUAAGUUCUUGGCCACCGGCUGCAACAAGCUUACCCAGGUUUUCAGUGUUGAAACUGGAGACCUGGUUGCCAGAUUGAGCGACGAGUCUUCUGCCAGCUCGAACGGAUCUUACGACACCGACACUGGGGAUUUGUAUAUUAGAUCUGUGUGCUUCUCGCCAGACGGCAAGUUCCUUGCCACUGGUGCUGAGGAUAAGAUCAUCAGAAUCUGGGAUCUUGCUACCAGAACCAUUGUGAAAUACUUGAAGGGACACGAGCAAGACAUCUACUCUUUGGACUUUUUCCCUGACGGAUCCAAGCUGGUUUCUGGUUCCGGAGACAGAACAGUGAGAAUUUGGGACGUGUUUACUGGUCAAUGUUCGUUGACCCUUAGUAUCGAGGACGGAGUUACGACCGUUGCUGCUUCUCCUGAUGGAAAACUAAUUGCUGCAGGCUCCCUGGACAGAACCGUGCGUGUUUGGGAUGCCAAUCAAGGCUUUUUGGUCGAAAGACUCGAUUCUGCUAACGAGAGCGGGAAUGGUCACAUGGAUUCUGUUUACUCUGUGGCUUUUACCCACGACGGUAAAGAAAUUGCUUCUGGAUCGUUGGACAGAACCGUGAAGCUGUGGUCUUUGAAAGAUCUGCAAAAACAACAAGGUUCUUCCAAGUCCAACUGCGAGGUCACUUAUGUUGGCCACAAGGACUUCGUGCUUUCUGUGUGCUGCACUCCAGACGACGAGUUUAUUCUCUCUGGAUCCAAGGACAGAGGCGUUCUCUUAUGGGAAAAGGCUACUGGAGAACCAUACAUCAUGCUUCAAGGUCAUAGAAAUUCCGUUAUCAGCGUGAACGUGUCACCGGUGAUGACUCCCAAAAGAGGUGUCAACGGAGGAUACUUUGCUACAGGAUCUGGAGAUUGUAAGGCAAGAAUCUGGAGAUGGGAGAAGGUGUCUUCCUAA